AAAUUUCUUCUUUAUUUCCACUUAUAAAUAAUUUAACAUUUUUAUUUUUUUGAAAUUUUGUUUGAAUUUUGUGGCGGUAUGUCGGACGGAUUUACGGUAAUUCCGGCGGCCGUACUUCGGAAUUUAUCCGAUAAGUUAUAUGAGAAACGUAAAAACGCUGCACUUGAGGUUGAAGGAAUUGUGAAGCAAUUAACAGUUCCUGGAGAUCAUGAUAAAGUUAAUGCGGUUAUUAAUUUAUUAACUCAUGAGUUUACUUAUUCUCCUCAAGCUAAUCAUCGAAAAGGAGGGUUGAUUGGACUGGCAGCAGCUACUGUUGGUUUGAGCUCUGAAGCCGCACAACAUCUCGAGCAAAUUGUGCCACCGGUCAUCAACUCUUUCUCUGAUCAAGAUAGCAGAGUUCGGUAUUAUGCUUGUGAAGCCUUAUACAACAUUGCAAAGGUUGUCAGAGGAGACUUCAUUGUGUUUUUCAACCAGAUAUUUGAUGCUUUAUGUAAGCUUUCAGCAGACUCGGAUCCCAAUGUACAAAGUGCAGCUCACCUUUUAGAUAGACUUGUGAAGGACAUUGUGACAGAGAGUGAUCAGUUCAGCAUUGAAGAAUUUAUACCUUUGUUGAGAGAGCGAAUGAACGUGCUAAAUCCAUAUGUCCGACAAUUUUUGGUGGGAUGGAUCACGGUGUUGGACAGUGUUCCAGACAUAGAUAUGCUUGGCUUUCUUCCUGAUUUUCUAGAUGGUUUAUUUAAUAUGUUAAGUGAUUCCAGCCAUGAAAUUCGGCAGCAAGCUGACUCAGCACUCUCGGAGUUUCUUCAGGAGAUCAAGAACUCUCCAUCUGUAGAUUAUGGUCGCAUGGCAGAAAUACUUGUGCAGAGAGCGUCAUCCCCUGAUGAAUUCACUCGAUGGACUGCGAUCACUUGGAUAAACGAGUUUGUUAAACUUGGUGGUGAUCAGCUUGUUCCUUAUUAUGCGGAUAUAUUGGGAGCUAUCUUGCCUUGCAUAGCUGAUAAAGAAGAGAAGAUACGAGUCGUAGCCCGCGAAACAAAUGAUGAGCUGCUUGCAAUCAAGGCUGAUCCUGCUGAAGGAUUUGAUGUUGGAGCAAUCCUUUCCAUCGUAAAGAAGCAGUUAUCUAGUGAACAUGAGGCCACUCGGAUUGAAGCGCUGAAUUGGAUUUCAACCCUUCUAAAUAGACAUCGGACGGAGGUCCUGUCUUUUCUGAAUGAUAUUUUUGACACGCUUCUGAAAGUACUGUCAGAUCCCUCUGAUCAGGUAGUACUUCUGGUGCUGGAGGUGCAUGCUUGCAUAGCAGAGGAUCAAUAUAACUUUCGUCAACUUGUUAUUUUCUUGGUUCAUAAAUUCAGGACGGAUGGCGUACUCCUAGAAAAGCGCGGUGCUUUGAUAAUCCGCCGGCUUUGUGUGCUUAUCGAUGCUGAAAGAGUUUACAGGGAACUGUCUACGAUUCUGGAGGGGGAAGCCGAUCUUGACUUUGCAUCUACUAUGGUUCAGGCUUUGAAUUUGAUUCUGCUAACUUCUUCCGAGUUAUCUGACCUAAGAAACCUUUUAAAGCAUUCACUGGUGAAUACUGCUGGAAAGGACUUAUUUCUUUCACUAUAUGCCUCAUGGGCUCAUUCAUCAAUGGCCAUAAUAAGUCUAUGCUUAUUGGCACAGGCUUAUCAGCAUGCAAGUUCUGUUAUUCAAUCCCUAACCGAGGAAGAUAUUAACGUCAGAUUUCUGGUUCAGCUGGAUAAACUGAUACACUUGUUGGAGACUCCAAUUUUUGCUUAUCUUAGGUUGCAGCUUCUUGAACCCGGGAGAUAUAUAUGGUUGCUAAAAGCCUUAUAUGGUCUUCUUAUGCUCCUUCCCCAGCAAAGUGCAGCCUUUAAGAUCUUAAGGACUCGUUUGAAGACGGUCCCGGCGUAUUCCUUUGACAAGGAGCAACUUAAACGUACAUCAUCAGGGAUGCAUUUUUCUGAUGAUGGUAACAUGAACGAUGAUUCUAAAAACAUGCAUAAUGGAAUAAAUUUUGCAUCUUGGCUUCAGCGAUUUGAACAGAUGCAGCAACAGCAUCGUGUGCACUUCAAAUCACAAGCACAUAACAGUUCCACGUCCUCCAAGGUCAAGGAGGUUCAAAAGCCUGAAGAAUUCAGGGGACCGCCUGUGCCUGAAUUGAGCAGGCCUCCUUCAAGGUUAUCUCGUAAAGGCCCUGGACAGUUGCAACUAUGAUGGAUAUGAUCAAAGAUGAAACUUCAGUGAUGAAUUGUAGAUUGUAUAUUAUAGUAUUCUUUUCAUUUUCAUUGAACUUGUGAAGGUGGUUUUUUUCUUUUAUUGUUUUUGUUUUUCCCGGUUUCAGAAUCGUGCUUGGAUAUCUCUGAGCUAUUAUUCUUUACUCUGGACUAUUGUUCUUGUGGUUGUAUAAUUUUUGUUAAAAACCACAGAACCAGAGAUCAGGUAUAUUGAGUUAGAAGUUGCAAAUCCUUCUGAUAAUAUUCUUAUAAUAAGAAAUCUUGAAGGCCUUUUUGUU
Messenger RNA from Erigeron canadensis, 2512 nucleotides. Its product is annotated as protein VAC14 homolog. NCBI's taxonomy places the organism in Eukaryota, Viridiplantae, Streptophyta, Magnoliopsida, Asterales, Asteraceae. The transcript has 20 exons. Gene Ontology annotation, cellular component: endosome membrane; PAS complex. The record is from RefSeq and is a predicted model, not a curated record. Bases 79 to 2214 code for a protein of 711 amino acids. Gene Ontology annotation, biological process: phosphatidylinositol biosynthetic process; positive regulation of kinase activity.